UAGAGUACUUUCGGUUUCAUCCAGCCUCUCGAAUUCCUUCAUGAGAUUUGGCACGAGAGGAGGAGUUGUUGUGACGCAUAACAUUUCCAGUUAAAGACUGCCCUUCUCCGAGGAAAUGGACGGUAGCGAUACUUCAAUCUCACAUUUUUAAAUUCGUUUUCAAAUGUAGGCUAUAUUCCAGCUCUCUUGGGGAUGACCGAGCUCUUCUGGGAGAGUAAGACGACACGAUGUUGGAUCGCCAUGAGUAAAGUGUGUUUGGUGAAGUGAGAAGUACUGCUUUAGCGCCCCCUGUAGCGCCAUGAGGGAAUGUCAGCUGUUCGCUUGUGUUCUGCUGGCUCUAAUCAGCCAGUCAUAUGUAAUAUCAGUUAGUGGAGGUCCGACUGGGAAAGGAUAUUGUCCUGAAAAUGAAUACUGGAAUAAUAAGGGAUUCUGCUGUGAUAAAUGUCAUGCAGGGUUUAAAUUGAAAGAGGAGUGCCCUAAAAACAACACGAGGUCCUUAUGUGUAAAAUGUGAGAAUGGAACCUUCCUAGAGACCGCAAAUCACUAUGACAAAUGCUUCAGUUGCAGGAAGUGCAGCAAAGCCAAUUCCAAAGAGCUAUCACCAUGUACAUUCAGAAGCAAUAGAGAGUGUGGGUGUGAAAUUGGAUACUAUUUCAACAAUCUAAGCCCCUCGGAUUGGGAAUGUUCUCGCUGUAGAAAAUGUGGACCUGGACAGCUGACAGUUGCAGAAUGUGGUAAAAAACAGAAUACAAAGUGUCAAUGCAAAGAAAACCAUUAUGCUGUCCCUGGCAAAAACCUCUGUUUGCCGUGUGCUGAAUGUCAGGAUGAUUGUCCAGACGUGUGCAAAUCCACCACACCUCCUAACAUUUUAGGAUCUUCCAAACCAACUAGUCCUCCAGGCUUAAUCCAUCACAUACUGGUCCCUGUGUGUGCAUGCAUCACGGUUCUAGCAGUGGGAGUGUUCCUGUUAUACGAGGGCAUCAGACUUUGGAAGAAAAAGAGCCGUGCUUUGUCAUCACAGCAAUCAACACCUGUUUCCGAUGAUCAGACAUUGAUUAUCACAGUGGCACCAGACAAAGAACUCGAUGAGAGCGUUCCUUUCACAAACCAGCCGUGCGAACCGGAGCUAAAUGGGAAACUCCCAGACUGCAUCCCAAGAGAGAUCAAAAUUCACGAGUUCUUCUAUUUUGUGCUGGACGAGGUGCCUAUCGGAAGAUUUAAAGAGCUUGUUCGUCGUCUUGGUGUAUCUGAGCAGAACAUCGACAGGGCCGAACAAGACCACAGGAACAGCAAAGAUGCCCAUUACCAGAUGCUGAAGGUUUGGAGUGACAGCGGCAGUGGAGGAGGGAACAACGUUUUGCCAUGGCACCGCAUCCAGAUGUUUGUAGACACUCUGAAGGACAUGUAUUUGGUUAACUGUGCAGACAACAUCGAGAGCAGGUUCCUUUCAAAGGACCCAAGCACUUCAAACUGAGGCCAUUAGAGGAGAAAGAAGAAAGGGCAUUAAAGAGCGAACUUAACCUCCACCAGUUUCCAGUGGAUUCCUUUGAGAAUGGAACAGCUGUUUUUUUGGCCAUGUCAUAUUUCCAGCUGUCCAAAGAUUGCACACUAAUGUUUUUAUGAAUAUGCUUAUGUUCUUUGUUUGUAUGCAAGCUUUUUUUUUUAGUGCUGUCAAAGUAAAUGUAUCUGAAUGAGGGUGGUGGGGCGGUUGGGGUUUGGGUUGUAAUUUUUCAGAUGUGUAUCGGAGAUGACAUAAUCAUAAUCAUAUUCUCUCCAGGUUCACCUUAUCAUAGCACACAUCUCACAAUAACAUGUCCAGGUCACACACACACACACACGCACACACACACUGUUCAACAUUUUAAGGAAGAGUAUUUUUGUUUGUUUGUUUGUUUUCAAGAUUGUGUUCAUUAAGACGACAUUUAUUUGAUCAAAAACAGUCAAUAAAAAACGGUGGUCCCUAGCAGCCUUUACUCCAGUCUUCAGUAUUAAACUUAAAAACCAUAAGGUUCGUAUUCCUUUCAUUGACAUUUCUUACAUAUUCUUUUUUUGGCGGUGACCUGGGUAUGUUCUUGAUGGGUUUCGUGAGAGGCCUUAUUGACCCAAUAAUGCCUCCAACUGUAUAGAUGAAUUUAAUGCUGAUAGUAGUUGUAUUUGCAUGUACAAAACAAAAACAGUUUAUAAUUGCAUUUGCAUUUGAGGGGUAUUUUAUUUAAAAAAUUAUACAGUUUUCUGUUGUUGCAUUAUUCCACGGAAUGAUAUUGAGCUUCAGCUGGAAACUAGCAUUAAAAUUCAAUGCAAAUGCAAAUUAUAAAGCUGAUCUGACCAAAGAUGUUUUUGUUUUUAAAAUUUAAAUUCCUAUAUAAAUAACCCAUAUAUGCUGGAAAAAAACAUGGUUUUUCAAAAC
Molecule: messenger RNA, 2407 nt
Organism: Carassius auratus (goldfish)
Lineage: Eukaryota; Metazoa; Chordata; Actinopteri; Cypriniformes; Cyprinidae
Gene: tnfrsf1a
Product: tumor necrosis factor receptor superfamily, member 1a
Exons: 10
Coding region: 299-1474 (391 amino acids)
Biological process (GO): signal transduction; inflammatory response
Cellular component (GO): signaling receptor complex; membrane raft
Molecular function (GO): tumor necrosis factor binding; tumor necrosis factor receptor activity
Source: RefSeq, a predicted model, not a curated record